ACAUGUCUUCUCGUAUGACCCCGAGCGGAUUUGUGAAAAAUGUGGCGCAAAACGGCGUUGGCAGAUAUGUCUGUCAGUUGCAGAGACUUACGUUUAGGUUUUGUAAGUCACACGGUGGCAGCAGGGGCGUUAGAGAUUUCUUGGAGAAUCGACUACUAGACUUCACUCGUGCCAACCCUGGUGUUGUGGUGUAUGUAAAGCCCAGGCGACAUCGCCCAGCCAAAUUAACAGCUGAAUACUUGAAUGGUAAUGCGCACACCAUACAUGCACAGAUGCUGAGUGAAGAGGAAUUGUGUAAAUGGGUAGAUUACCUACACAGUCGAUCAGGUGUGCCGCUUGUUAGACUGAGGAAAAUGUGGCACACGGACAAUCCCAGCAUCCAAGGGGUGUGGCACCCAUUUUUGAACAAGGACACAGCGUUAAAUGUGACAUCUUUGCCUGACCCUGAACUGUCACAAUUUCAUAGUAAGAAACAAUCCGCAACUGAGAAACUGCUAGAGAUGGCUCGGCAGUUAAAGUUAUAUGAUCAGAAAACACCCCCACUGUCAGGUGAUGAACAAACACAUGCGGAACAUUCCCAACAGGACAGCAGACAAUAACCUGUACAGAGUGUGGUGGUGAACAUUGAUGUGCGAAUCCAGAGAAAGAACAUUUAAGAGUGCUUGGUGCAAGUGACAUUUGUGACAUUAGAUAUUUACUUGUGCCAUUAGACUUGUUUUAACAGAUUUAUUAAAGAAAAUAGUCAUGUCAAUAAAUAUUGACUGAAAUAUCUUUUUGCACAUUUCAUAUCGUUUUGUGAAAUAUGUUUAGUAAAUGUAGAUGUUUAGAGAAGAAAACUACAUGCACCUGCAGGCCGCUUACAUGUACACGUAUCUUAGACUCGCUGUCAUAUAAGGGAAAUAUUCUUGAAUGUGGCGUAAAACACCAGUCAAGCAAAUAACUAGCUUACAUGACUUACUGGCCUUUAGUUACAUACAGCUCACAUCAGAUAGACUCGGCUCUACUAGCUCACCUCCAUGCUCCUUACAGCGCAUGUAAGGAGCGGGGUCUCUAGC
Liolophura sinensis is the source of this 1055-nucleotide messenger RNA. RefSeq names its product large ribosomal subunit protein mL43-like. The record is from RefSeq and is a predicted model, not a curated record. Gene Ontology annotation, cellular component: mitochondrial large ribosomal subunit. Gene Ontology annotation, biological process: mitochondrial translation. Gene Ontology annotation, molecular function: structural constituent of ribosome. The coding region runs from base 3 to 599 and encodes 198 amino acids. The transcript has 3 exons. Lineage: Eukaryota; Metazoa; Mollusca; Polyplacophora; Chitonida; Chitonidae.